UCAAGCCGGCCAAAAUGGCGGCGCCCUGGAAGCCGUGCUGAGGGAAGCGAAGGGCAGGGAGGGCGCCGAUCCCUGGUGGUCGGUCCUCUGACAUCGCGCCCGGCUUCGGGCUCUCGCAGGAAUACUUUUCCCGUGCCUUCAAGAAAAAAAAACCAUGCAGCAAGUGCCAUUCAAGUUUGCAUGUUUCUUCAGAGUCACCAAAGAAAGGGGAGUUACAUUUCAGAAGUUAAACUUUCUCAGGAGAAUGUAUGUAGCACAGCACAACAAAGCAUUAUGUCAGCGAGCAAAGCUGAAACCAGAAUCUGCUGCACCUCCUUUCCUUGAAGGACAGCGUUCAGAUCAGGAAAAAACCGUUACCCAUGAGGUGAGAUCGGUUUCAUCUCUUCUGCCACAUUUGUCGGAGAAACCAGCAAUAAAUGAGUCUGAAGCGCUAAAGUCCAUGGCAGUCACCGACAGUGCGGAAACUGUAAUAGGAUCUGCAUCCAGUGAAGAAAAGCAGUGGAAAGAGAUUAAACUACAGCUGGAUAAUUUACCAGACAUUUUGGCUCGUUUGUCCAAAAUCAAACUUACAGCCCUGGUUGUAAGUACCGCCGCAGCUGGAUUUGCGAUGGCACCAGUGCCGUUUGACCUAACCUGUUUCCUGCUUGCCUCCUUUGGAACAGGGCUGUCAUCAUGCGCUGCUAAUUCCAUCAACCAGUUCUUUGAGGUUCCAUUUGACUCAAAUAUGAACAGGACAAAAAACAGACCCCUGGUGCGAGGACAGAUCAGCCCUCUGCUUGCUGUCUCCUUUGCUGUCACCUGUGCAGUUCCAGGAAUAGCCCUGCUGACCCUUGGAGUAAAUCCUCUUACUGGAGCUCUGGCAGCCUUCAACAUUGUCCUGUACACAUGCUGUUACACACCGUUGAAAAGAAUUAGCAUUGUCAAUACAUGGGUAGGAGCUGUGGUUGGUGCCAUUCCCCCGAUCAUGGGCUGGACAGCAGCAACUGGUAGUCUGGAUGCAGGAGCGUUGCUUCUGGGAGGUAUUCUCUACUCCUGGCAAUUUCCUCAUUUCAAUGCACUGAGCUGGGGCCUCCGUGAAGAUUACUCCCGAGGUGGCUACUGCAUGAUGUCUGUCACUCACCCAGCAAUGUGCAGGCGGGUGGCUCUCCGCCAUUGCUUCGCCUUAAUUGGACUUUCAUCCCUGGCUCCUGUCCUUGAUGUCACCACAUGGACUUUCCCCCUAAUUUCUCUUCCUAUCAACCUGUACAUUUCCUACCUGGGCUUUCGUUUCUACAGAGACGCAGACCGUGGCAGCUCCCGGAAGUUGUUUUUUUGCAGCCUUUGGCAUUUGCCGUUGCUCCUUUUGCUCAUGCUAACAUGCAAGAAAUCGUUCUAUGAAAAUGAAAAGCAACCAGAAUCCAUGAGCUGAGAUCAUGUGGGGGGAAAAGAUGUUGUAUUUGUGAUAGCUAUGACUUCAGAAGCUCUCAUUUCAAAUAAUAUAUUUCAAUUAUGCAGGGUAUGAAGGGUUACAUUGAUCUGUUUAGAGGUGAAUCUUUUGUGUCCGGUGAAUGCACCUGAAUGUUUUCAGAUUAAAUUAUUUUAUUUGGGACACUUA
This is a messenger RNA of Elgaria multicarinata webbii, 1594 nucleotides long. RefSeq names its product protoheme IX farnesyltransferase, mitochondrial. Gene Ontology annotation, biological process: heme A biosynthetic process. The record is from RefSeq and is a predicted model, not a curated record. Gene Ontology annotation, molecular function: protoheme IX farnesyltransferase activity. NCBI's taxonomy places the organism in Eukaryota, Metazoa, Chordata, Lepidosauria, Squamata, Anguidae. Gene Ontology annotation, cellular component: mitochondrion; mitochondrial membrane.